AUGGCUACGAGCGUCGCGACGAGCAUAAUUAUGGUGCUGGGGGACAUGGUUAUGAGCAACGUGAGCAUGACCAGCAUGACGGCAGGCCAACCGGACAUGACCAACAAGGAUACGGUCAGCAUGGCAACAACCCCUCUGCGUACGAGCAACAAGGCAACAAUUCUUAAGGGUAUCAGCAGCAUGGCAACAGCUCUCACGGAUACGAGCAACGCCCAUAUGGUCAGCAUGGGCACGGCCAACAUUGAUUUCACUCGUACAAGGUCCACUUAUGUCUUGAGGACCUUGAUUCACCCAACGUCCGAGCUGUUUACCUGUCCAGUUGAUUUGGCACAACUGCAUCUGAACAGAGACGCUGUAUCAGCGGCUGAUCGUGCGAUUCGUCGCUUCGUCGUCUCAGUGCUCUGGCUACUUCGAGAUGAAACAGUGUAUUGA
Messenger RNA from Exophiala oligosperma, 432 nucleotides. RefSeq lists its product as uncharacterized. The transcript has a single exon. The coding region runs from base 1 to 432 and encodes 143 amino acids. The record is from RefSeq and is a predicted model, not a curated record. Lineage: Eukaryota; Fungi; Ascomycota; Eurotiomycetes; Chaetothyriales; Herpotrichiellaceae.